CUAAAGAGCGGGAGGACGCAAAACCUCGCUACUGCGAACUAGGAACUACGGUUCUGCUCACUUCACGCAGCAACAAAACUCAACUCUCAGCUACUUUAACUCAAACCAGAGCUUAAACCAAACCCCCCAAUAAAAAAGGAAAUGGAGAAAAUGUCGUCGAGCAUUGGCGUCCGUCAAUUAACGGUGCUCGGGGAGUUCAAGCCGUUCGGUCUAAUCGCCGAAGCACUUGAUGGAAAAGUCGCCGACGACGCUGUCACCGACAAGUACGAAUACUUCCUGUUUGAUCCUGAAAUCACGCGUGACACAGACGUCGAAGAUAGUUGCGACGAGGUCUCUUCCGCCUUGACCAGUUGCGGCGAUAACGAGCUCUUCAUCCGAGGCAACCGGAUUAUUUGGUCGACUGGUGCAAGAGUGUUUAAGAGAUUUACCUUGCGGUCACCGGUUGUUAAGGUGUGCUGGUGUCGCAUGGGUCAUACAGCUGAGGCUCUUCUAUGUAUAUUACAAAUUGAUUGUUUGACAAUCUAUAAUAACUCUGGUGAAGUAGUAUCACCACCACUUCCUCGUGCUGUUUCAUCUAUAUGGCCUCUUCCAUUUGGUUUAUUACUCCAGCAGGAAGUUGAGGGAAAUAUACCAUCACGUGAACCUUUUUCAUCUACAAGCCCUUUGAUUGGUGCUCGUGAUAUGUUUACUGCACCUAAUCAUAUGCAAAAGGGGGAAGGAAAUGCAGUAUGUUCACAUCUGAUCCUGAUGGAUCCAUUAGAUGAACAAGAACCAAUUUUUAUUGAAGAUCGAGGGAAAUCAAACGUAAUGAAGGAAUAUGAUGAAAAGACAAUUUGGACAAGUGAUCGAGUGCCGCUUAUGGCAUCCUAUAAUAAAGGAAAGAUGCAGCACUCAUUAUGGGUUGCAGAAAUUAUCAAUUCUAACUUUGAUGAGGCAACUGCUUGUUCAUCAAAUGUAAACCCUAUGGGAGUAUUACCCAAACACGUGUCCUUUCGUAGAAUAUGGCAUGGAAAGGGAGCUCAAAUGGCUGCUUGUAAGGUCUUCAUGGCCACUAAUGAUGAUGCAACUCCUCUUGUCUGCUUCUUUCACCAAGAACAAAGAAAGUUGUUGUCUGUUGGGCUUCAGAGUGUUGAGAUAAAUAAUGAGAUUGUGUUUGAUGUUAAACCUGACAUGAGCUGGAUCAUAGAUGCGGUUGCAGCCUCACCUGUGACUGUAACUCGCCCCAGGGUCAAAGUUGGACUACUUCCUUAUUCAGAUAUCAUUGUUUUGGCACCGGAUAAUGUUCUGCUUCUCUAUUCUGGGAGGCAAUGCCUGUGUCGAUAUGUACUACCUUCUUGUUUAAAUAAAGGUCAGCACUUGUAUGAUUUGAAGUUUCCAGAAACAUCUUUUCCUAAUGACUUAAAGAUUAGUGGUCUGGCUGAUGCUGUUGAGGGGCGUGUCAAUGUAAUAGUAAAUAAUAGGCAGAUGUUUAGAUGUGCAUUACGACAAAGUCCUUCAUCAUUAUUAGCUAAUGACUGCAUCACUGCACUUGCUGAGGGGCUUAGUUCUAGUUUCUACAGACAUUUUCUUGGUGUUUUCUGGAGAGAUGGUGAUCCUGCUCAUUUAUCGGAGGCGGAAUCUAGUGUUGAUUCAGAAUGGGACUCUUUUUGUCAUGUGAUUAUGCAACUGUGCAGAAAAUCUAACGAUACAUCCCAAAAGUGUUCUGGUUCAGUGGCACACUCUGCUUGGGACUUCCUUCUCAAUAGCCAAUUUCAUAAUAACUUCUGUAAAUUAAACUCCAUGUUUGGAACAUCGGGUGCGGCAUCACUUUAUCAGAAAAAAUCAAAUUUCUCUAAAUCACUUGUGGACGGUAGAGAGAGUUCUGAAAAGCUAUUUUAUUCGGAUCUGCUAGUAGAAAGCCUGGACUCCCUUCAUGCAUUGUAUGAGAACCUGAAAUUUGACAAUCUUCGGAAGAGGGACUUGGAGCUUCUAGCAAUUCUUUUAUGCAACAUUGCUGAAUUUCUUGGUGAAGACAAUUACUUAGACCACUAUAUUCGAGAUUUCCCUGGCCUCUGUAAAAAGUUUAUGCUGUCUAGACCCACAAGUUCCCAUAAAAUUUGUCCAAGUUUGUUCAGAUGGCUUGAGAACUGCUUGCAACAUGGAUGCAAUUAUACCAAUAUUUGUGAUCUUCCGCCUUUAGUCCGUAGAGAUGCAAGUUCUGUGGUUAGCUUGGCCCGACAAAUAGUUUCCUUUUAUAGUAUAUUAUCUGGUGCAGAAUUGCAAGGGAAGAAUCUUUCUUCUGGGGUUCACUGUAACAUUUCCAUGGGAUCACAUGGUUCAAAGGAGGAGCUUACUGUUUUAGCAAUGGUUGGUGAAAGGUUUGGACUUCAACAGCUGGACUCACUUCCAUCUGGCAUAUCACUUCCACUUCGUCAUGCAUUAGAUAAGUGUCGAGAUUCUCCCCCCAAUGACUGGCCAGCAGCUGCUUAUGUUCUUCUUGGUCGACAAGAUUUGGCAAUGUCAACUUUAUCACGUGAAUGCAAGUAUAGAGAAAUUGAAACACCAACUAAUGUGAAUGUAAUCUCUAUGUCAACACCUUACAUGCUAAAUCUACAUCCAGUCACAAUAUCCUCUACUAUAUCUGAUGCAAUUGGAUUGGAAGGAACAAAGUUUGAGGAUACAGAUUCAGUUGAUGGGUCUAUGACUGAUGGUAUGGAGCAUAUUUUUAACUCGAGCACACAAUUGCGCUAUGGUCGUGAUCUGAGAUUGAAUGAGGUUAGACGCCUUUUAUGUUCUUCAAGGCCUGUGGCAAUUCAAACAUCUGUCAGUCAUAGUGCGUCUGAUCAGGACCUCCAGCAGGCUCAAUUGUGGCAUCUUGCUCAAAGGACCACUUCACUUCCUCUUGGACGUGGGGCAUUUACUCUUGCUACUAUAUACACACUAUUAACUGAGGCAUUUACAGUUCCCAAGCUUGUACUGGCUGGUCGGUUGCCUGCUCAACAGAAUGCGACUGUUAAUCUCGACCCCAACAUCAGGAACAUACAAGAACUCAAGUCUUGGCCUGAAUUUCAUAAUGCUGUUGCUGCUGGACUUAGACUAGCGCCCCUUCAGGGAAGAAUGUCAAGAACGUGGAUAAUAUAUAACAAGCCUGAGGAACCAAACUCUGUUCAUGCUGGACUUCUUCUUGCUCUUGGAUUGCAUGGGCAUCUACGUGUAUUAAGUAUUACUGACAUUUACCAGUAUUUUAAUCAGGAGCAUGAAAGUACUACUGUAGGAUUAAUGCUUGGUCUAGCAGCUUCUUACAGAGGUACCAUGCAACCAGCAAUAUCAAAGAGUCUUUACAUUCACAUUCCUGGACGUCAUCCUUCUUCUUAUCCAGAGUUAGAGCUUCCAACCCUGCUGCAGUCAGCAGCUUUAAUGUCUCUUGGGAUUUUAUAUGAAGGUUCUGCUCAUCCACAAACAAUGCAGGCUUUAUUGGGUGAAAUUGGGCGCAGAAGUGGGGGUGAUAAUGUUCUUGAGCGAGAGGGUCAUGCCGUUUCUGCUGGAUUUGCACUGGGCCUUGUUGCACUGGGACAUGGAGAAGAUACACUCGGUUUCAUCAACACUUUCGUGAAUCGUCUGUUUCUUUACAUUGGUGGCAAAGUUCAAAAUGAGAGAUCUCAUUUUUCGACAAACUCAAUGGAUGAAAAUCGUGGCUCUGCACAGAUGAUGGAUGGGACAACUAUCAAUAUUGAUGUAACUGCACCAGGAGCCACCGUUGCCCUUGCUUUAAUGUUUCUGAAGACAGAAUCCGAGGCAAUUGUGUCUAGGUUGCCAAUUCCCAGUACAUAUUUUGAUUUGCAAUAUGUGAGGCCCGACUUCAUAAUGCUUCGUGUCAUUGCUCGAAAUUUGAUAAUGUGGAGCAGGGUACAUCCGUCAAAAGACUGGGUGUUAUCUCAAAUUCCUCAGGUUGUCAAAUGUGGUGUAGAGGGUCUCGGAGGUGAUGGUGAAGGUGAUGAUGUUGAUGAUAUGGAUGCUGAGGCUUUCGUACAGGCUUAUGUUAAUGUAGUGGCUGGAGCCUGUAUAUCUCUUGGGCUGGUGUUUGCUGGAACAAGAAAUGGAAAUGCACAGGAAUUACUUUAUGAAUUUGCUCUAUACUUUCUGAAUGAGAUCAAGCCUGUUUCCCCUACAAGCAGUGGAAAGGUUUUCCCAAAGGGGCUGUCUCGCUACAUAGAUCGGGUCACAUUGGAAACAUGCCUUCAUCUGAUUGUGCUUUCUUUAUCUGUGGUUAUGGCUGGGUCUGGACACUUGCAGACAUUUCGAUUGUUGAGAUUUCUAAGGAGCAGAAACUGUGCAGAUGGGCAAUCUAAUUAUGGUAUUCAGAUGGCAGUAAGCUUAGCUACUGGUUUCUUGUUUCUUGGUGGUGGAAUGCGAACAUUUUCGACAAACAACAGUGCCAUAGCAGCCUUGCUCAUUACUCUAUAUCCACGCAUGCCCACUGGUCCGAAUGAUAACAGAUGCCACCUUCAGGCAUUUCGGCAUCUCUAUGUGCUUGCUACAGAGGCACGAUGGGUUCAAACUGUUGAUGUUGACACAGGUCUGCCUGUUUAUGCUCCUCUUGAGGUCACAAUCAGAGAAACUGAACAUUAUGCUGAAUCAAGCUUUUGUGAGGUCACUCCUUGCCUUCUUCCAGAAAGAGCUAUUUUGAAAAGAAUACGUGUUUGUGGGCCUCGCUACUGGCCUCAAGUAAUAGACUUUGCCCCUGAAGAUAAACCUUGGUGGAAUUUUGGUGACAAGAAUAAUCCAUUUAAUUCUGGUGUUCUGUAUAUCAAAAGAAAAGUUGGAGCCUGUUCAUAUGUUGAUGAUCCCAUUGGGUGCCAGUCGCUUUUGUCACGUGCAAUGCACAAGGUGUUUGGCUUGACAAGUUCAAAAGCAUCUGAUACAAUCUCAGACAUCCAUAGUGGAUCUAGUGCUGCCACAGUUGAUCAGUUGGUCAGUACCUUCUCAUCUGAUCCCAGUUUGAUUGCUUUUGCACAACUCUGUUGUGACCCCUCUUGGUAUAGCAGAUCCGAUGCUGAUUUCAAGGAAUUUUGUUUGCAAGUAUUAUUUGAGUGUGUGAGCAAGGAUAGACCAGCUCUUUUACAGGUAUAUUUAUCAUUGUACACAACUGUUGAAUCAAUGGUUGGCCAAGUUACUACAGGUGCUGUUGUUUUUGGGGACUCACUAUCUAUAUCUUCUUUUAAGCUUGCGCUGACUUAUAUUGAGGCGUUGAUGACUCAGAAAUUAUCUGCUCCAAAGGGAGGAAUCAUACAAUCAACAUUUGUAGGUUCUCUUAGGAAGCAGGUGGAAGAGCUCCUAAAUGGUUCCCAGGAGUUGAGGGAUGAUUUUCAUAAAUAUUUAAAAUUGGGGACAUGGCCUAAUGGGGAAUCCCAAGAUAAACGUUCGAUACUACUUUCUUGGUUCCUUCAUUGGUAUGAUGUUCCAACUUCAUCUGCAAUCAAGUUUGCCAUUGACAGGGUCAAGCCUAAGCUAAUGUCUUCAUCUUCGGUUCCUUUGUUGCAUCUUUGUUUUCCCAGAACUCAUAUCAACGUCAUUAGUGAAAUACAUAGAUGCUUUUCAUCGUAGGUUAGCUUUUAAUCUAUUGAUUUACCGAUUCUGAUGUACCAUACUUUGUAACUAUAUAUUAUUAUAUUUAUUUAUGUAUUACCAAUUAUGAUAUCGUAUGUUUUAUGGCCUUGCAUUUGGGGAAUUGCAAUGACCAAGUAUAGUGAGCGUUAGUUUCGAUGGGAAUUAUCUCUCAUGGAUAGCUAUUGCUAAAUUAUUUUUAAGAAGCACAAGUAUUUUGAUCUUGAAAGAUGAAGCAGACUUUAAAAAUAAACUAAACCGAACCCUUAUACAGAAAAUGUUGAUAGUGACAUUCAUUGUGUGAUUACUUUAUUUCUUUUUCAAGGAUAGAUUGUACAAUUCUGGUGCUUCCGUUGCAUCCGACCUUAGGCUAAAGUUGGUUUAACAAAUGGGAAAGUACAACAAAAAA
This is a messenger RNA of Arachis stenosperma, 5992 nucleotides long. Its product is annotated as anaphase-promoting complex subunit 1. Gene Ontology annotation, molecular function: molecular adaptor activity. The transcript has 37 exons. The record is from RefSeq and is a predicted model, not a curated record. Gene Ontology annotation, cellular component: anaphase-promoting complex. Gene Ontology annotation, biological process: anaphase-promoting complex-dependent catabolic process; metaphase/anaphase transition of mitotic cell cycle; protein K11-linked ubiquitination. Lineage: Eukaryota; Viridiplantae; Streptophyta; Magnoliopsida; Fabales; Fabaceae. The coding region runs from base 142 to 5583 and encodes 1813 amino acids.